Rangifer tarandus platyrhynchus (Svalbard reindeer) is the source of this 387-nucleotide messenger RNA. NCBI's taxonomy places the organism in Eukaryota, Metazoa, Chordata, Mammalia, Artiodactyla, Cervidae. The record is from the annotation of a GenBank genome assembly.
AUGCCACCUACGCUCUUGAUAACGCUGAAUUCUGCUUGCCUUCUGCGGUCUGCCAAGUGGAAGGUCCAGUGCACCCUGGCCUUCUUCCAUGAGCUUGCUGUGAUCCUUGGGGAUCAGUUAACAGCAGCCCACCUGCUACCCGUCUUCAACGGAUUUCUAAAGGACCUGGAUGGAGUACAAAUAGGAGUCCUCAAACACCUGUAUGACUUUCUAAAGGUGGUGGCAAUUCUGCAGAAGUUCUGUUCAAACAAUGACAGUGCACUGGGGUUCUGUUUCAUCAUGAACUCAUCCUACGGUUCCGGCACUGUUCUAAGUGGUUCAGAAGGCAAGCAUUUGCUUUCAUUUGUCAGCUUGCCAGCAACCUGCCCUCCAGUUCCUGUGUUCUAA